This is a messenger RNA of Triticum aestivum (bread wheat), 1155 nucleotides long. RefSeq names its product 40S ribosomal protein S3a. Lineage: Eukaryota; Viridiplantae; Streptophyta; Magnoliopsida; Poales; Poaceae. Bases 108 to 899 code for a protein of 263 amino acids. The record is from RefSeq and is a predicted model, not a curated record. Gene Ontology annotation, biological process: translation. Gene Ontology annotation, molecular function: structural constituent of ribosome. Gene Ontology annotation, cellular component: ribosome. The transcript is spliced from 6 exons.
AUAUAUACCUCUCGCCUGUGUAGGGUUUCCACCCCUCGCGCCCCAGAAGCCCCGACGCUCAAGCCCCCAGACGCCGCAGCGCCGCCACUCCACCCGCAGCGGCAACCAUGGCGGUCGGCAAGAACAAGCGCAUCUCCAAGGGGAGGAAGGGUAGCAAGAAGAAGGCCGUCGAUCCGUUCACCAAGAAGCAGUGGUAUGACAUCAAGGCGCCGCUGCUGUUCACCAGCCGCAACGUCGGCAAGACCCUCGUGUCCAGGACACAGGGUACCAAGAUUGCCUCAGAGGGUCUGAAGCACAGGGUGUUUGAAGUAUCUCUAGCUGAUCUUCAGAACGACGAGGACCAGGCCUACAGGAAGAUCAGACUCCGUGCUGAGGAUGUGCAAGGGAUGAAUGUCCUCACCAACUUCUGGGGCAUGGACUUCACCACUGACAAGCUCAGGUCCCUUGUGAGGAAGUGGCAGACACUCAUUGAGGCUCAUGUGGAUGUGAAGACAACUGACAACUACAUGCUUCGCAUGUUCGCCAUUGGCUUCACCAAGAGACGCCCGAACCAGGUGAAGCGCACUUGCUAUGCCCAAGCAAGUCAGAUCAGACAGAUCCGCCGCAAGAUGGUUGAGAUCAUGGUCAACCAAGCUGCAAGCUGUGACUUGAAGGAGCUUGUGAACAAGUUCAUCCCUGAGGUGAUCGGAAAGGAGAUUGAGAAGGCUACCUCAAGCAUCUUCCCCCUCCAGAACGUGUACGUCCGCAAGGUGAAGAUCCUGAAGGCCCCCAAGUUCGACCUGGGGAAGCUCAUGGAGGUUCACGGUGACUACAAGGAGGAUGUUGGUGUGAAGCUUGACAGGCCUGCUGAUGGGGACGAGGUCAUUCCUGGUGCGGAGGAGGUUGCUGCUGCUGAGUAGAGAAUAGAAGUCGCUAUUUUGCUGCUUCAUAUCUAGAAGAUGAUAUAUGUGCCACUUGGUGUCGUGAACUUUGUAGUCAGUUUUGAUGGCUGAUUUCUUGAGUACUUGUGUCGACAUUCCUAGCCAGCGUUCAGCUAUCUUAUUUUGUUCGUGUUACUUUUCUGGAUGGAGGUUAUGAGUUGAAACUAAAUAUUUAGUUUAUUCCUGCCGGUGUGUUUUUAUGUUUGAAUAGAACUUAUGCUGUGUUGUUUUGUUA